This is a messenger RNA of Dinoponera quadriceps, 766 nucleotides long. It is a transcript of the gene Mthfs, whose product is annotated as 5-formyltetrahydrofolate cyclo-ligase. Gene Ontology annotation, cellular component: mitochondrion. Lineage: Eukaryota; Metazoa; Arthropoda; Insecta; Hymenoptera; Formicidae. Gene Ontology annotation, molecular function: 5-formyltetrahydrofolate cyclo-ligase activity. The transcript has 4 exons. Gene Ontology annotation, biological process: tetrahydrofolate interconversion; folic acid-containing compound biosynthetic process. The record is from RefSeq and is a predicted model, not a curated record. Bases 110 to 691 code for a protein of 193 amino acids.
CUGAUAUCUAAUGCGGCUAUGAAAAAGGAAAAUAUGGGCAUAUAAAAUGUGCGUGCGAGUGGGUCUGUAAGUGUGUAAGUGUGCAUCUGCAGGAUCAAUUUUACACAAUAUGGCUGUAUCAUCAGCUAAGAGUGCCUUAAGGAGGAAAAUCACAAAUAUCCUUGAAAAUGUUAGCUCGGAAGAGAAAAAAAUACAAUCUGUAAAAGUGUUUGAAAAGUUGCGUGCAUUGAAGCAAUAUCAAGAUAGCAAGAGAAUUUCAUUAUACCUAAGUACUGAGGAUGAAAUCGAUACUGUGCCCAUUUUAAAACAUAUAUUUGAUAUGGGGAAAGAAGCAUUUAUACCACAAUACCAUGGAAAAACUAUGGAGAUGGUAAAACUAAAAUCAAUGGAUGAUUACCAGGCACUGCCAUUAACAAAGUGGAAUAUUAAACAGCCCAGCAUUACCGAACACCGUGAAAACGCCUUAGAAACAGGUGGAUUAGAUUUUAUAAUUUUGCCAGGAGUCGCUUUCACCGCAAACGGAAAACGUUUAGGACAUGGAAUGGGAUAUUACGACAAAUAUUUAAAGAGAUGUUUCGAAAAACAAAAUAAAAGACCGUAUUUGGUAGCAGUAGGGUUUAAAGAACAGAUACAAGAAGAGGUACCAGUGAACGAACAUGAUGUGCCCGUUGAUAUUGUACUCAGUGGAUAAUGAUGAAAGUGGAACAAAAUAACAUGUAAUGAUAAAACACGUAAUGACAGAAUAAAAAGGAUGAACAUAAUUUUA